This is a messenger RNA of Peniophora sp. CBMAI 1063, 1173 nucleotides long. The record is from the annotation of a GenBank genome assembly. Lineage: Eukaryota; Fungi; Basidiomycota; Agaricomycetes; Russulales; Peniophoraceae.
AUGGUCACUACUCGCUCAGGUUUUUGCCUCCCGCAGACAUCAUAUGGCCUCGGACGCCGUCCUCCGAAGAACCCUUCGAUUAGAGCCCCUGCUCCCACCAAAACAACGAGCUCAGACCUCGCAUUCGGUGUCGACUUCACGGUGAUUGGCGCGAAAGGGCCGGAACACCCAUGGCAUGAAACGCCAGAGCCAAAUCGGAGGGAGCGGCGCUCAGCGGAAGCGCAGGAAAGACGCAGCGAGAGGGAAAAGGCGAAGAAGAGGAAGCGGGAGGAAGAACGGAGGAAGAAUGCCGAGAUAUCCCAGAAGACCGCCAACGGAUGGGAACAGCACAGUUUCCCUCAGCGCGUCGGAACCGCCGCUCGCAUGGAAGUGAAAUGCGCCGACAAAGGCUUCACCAACAGUCCUGACGACCUCCGCGACGCGGAUACGCUAUUCGACACCAGAUCGUUCAUUCUUAAUAAUCCAGAUAAGGGGGCUUUUGAUAAGCCGCUUGUCAUACGCUACGCCGUCGAAGAGUCCCUCGCGAACCGAUGGCAUCGUAUCCCCCGCAUCUGGAAGCGCAUGGUCUCGCAUCUCGAUUCUCGAUGUAGAUUCAAGCACAGUGCCAAAGAGCGCGACAAGAAUCGAUCUUCAACUUCUGCUGGCCACAUCGGGUGCUGGUCGCACAGCGCCAAGGAGAUCUUCGUCACUCACGACUCUUGGGACCAAACUCCGUCCGUUAAGGCCGAAUUGAAGAAGCUUUGCACCGCGGUCACCCGAGAUAUCUCUCCUACCAUCGGAUUUAUUCAGGAGAGGUAUCUUCCCAAUCAGCACGACUUGGUCAAACGCGCUCGUAAGGCCCUGCUAGCAAACGGCCUGGCUCGGCUGAAGGAGCAGCCGUAUCUCGACUUUGAGACGUUCUUGUGCAUGGCCAUCAAGUUUGGGAGCUCCGAGAUUUGGCAUCUUGAUCAUAAGGACGAUCGACGUCUCAUGGCGUUCGUCGUGCCGCUGGGGAAAUGGGAGGGCAAGGCCAUGCUAUGCUUUCCUCAGCUAGGAAUGAAGGUCGAUGUCAAACACGGCGAGAUCAUCGCCUUCCUUUCAAAUACUCUCGUACACUGGUCAACGCUCCCCGAGUCCGGUGAACGCUGCGUCUUGACUUGCUUUGUUGAUGGCACCUACGCUUCACGUUUUUGA